AUGUCUCCUCGAUCCAGAGGUGCACGGCGCGUCGCUGAUGCUUUCGCAUCUCCGUCAAUCCACCACGUCUGUUCGUCAUGUCUACAAACUCUGUUGAAACGGACCUAUGCCUCUGCAGCAACCGCCAAAGCCAGCCUUGAAUCGCAGUCUUCGUCUAACACCCAACUGUCCCCGUCAGGGCCUGAGGCGUCCCUGUCACCACAACCACUUUACACUAUAAAAGCUGGGAUUGUCCUUUCCCGUCCGCCCCUGAUCACACCAGACCCUCACCCCUUCGAAACCGCCUUUCAUCUCUAUCAACGUCGUCUAAACGAGCGCCUCGUAUUACCUUUCACGCAGUACUUCUACUAUCGCCGCAACACGCCCGCAUUUGAACAUUGGCGCAAACACCGCCGUGAGCGAGGCGGCGCCGCAACGCGCGACAUCGGGAAGUAUAACGCGUACAGUCCGGACGCGUGGAAUGAUGAAGUCCUCGUGGGCGAUGAGACCGGGAAACCGGAGAAGAUUGUAGAGCAGCUCAUCUCCGAAGAGGGCAGAGCUGAUGAGUUCACUGGGCAAGGAGACCCCAGGUUUGCGGGCCUGAGAAGGCAUACGGAGGCGGAUGAGAAGAACGAUCAGAGGAGUCUUGAGAGGAGGCUGCAGAGGACAUUGUAUUUGUUGGUCAAGUUAAAGAACAAGGGUGGGCAAGCGAAAGAGAAGGCGGCGGAUGAGAACAGUGAAAAAUGGUUAUGGAAGUUUCCCUCUGGGCCGGUUGUUGGUUUUGAAGGAUUAAAAGAGGCCGCGCAACGCAUUCUCUUCAGCUCACUAGGCCCUAACAUGAACACCUUUUUCGUUGGCAAUCACCCUGUUGGCCACUAUGUGGCACGCUUUGCCUCACCGCGCCAGGCUCCAUCUUCGCCCCCUUUGUACAUCCGAGGAUCGUCGUCUGGAGCUUCAGAAUCUCCAUCGUCCACACUAUCGACAGCAACGACAGAAGCUGAAGGGGCCAAUGAAUCGACACCCCUCCAGCAAGACCUUGCGGCACCACAGGCCCUAGUCGACGGUGAAAAAACAUUUUUCAUGAAAGCGCGGAUAAUGGCUGGCCAAGCCGACCUCUCAUACUCUACUUCUCAUUCCGAUCCCAACAUCAAAACGGCAAAGGCCCUGACGGAUAGUAACGCUCCCAGCCUGGACAAGGGUGAGGCUAAGGAUAAAAAGGGUGUCAUUGCCGAUAUGGGAUUGGAUGAGAUUGAAGAUUUCAAGUGGUUGAGUAAAGAUGAGGUGGAGGAGCACGUGCAUCCAGAUUAUUGGGUGAAGGUGAAGAACAUGCUUGUUGCACAGUAA
Messenger RNA from Cladophialophora bantiana CBS 173.52, 1323 nucleotides. RefSeq lists its product as uncharacterized. Gene Ontology annotation, molecular function: structural constituent of ribosome. Gene Ontology annotation, cellular component: mitochondrial large ribosomal subunit. The coding region runs from base 1 to 1323 and encodes 440 amino acids. The record is from RefSeq and is a predicted model, not a curated record. Lineage: Eukaryota; Fungi; Ascomycota; Eurotiomycetes; Chaetothyriales; Herpotrichiellaceae. The transcript is spliced from 3 exons.